GGCCGAUAGUACACCGCGUUUUACGCUUGCAGCGCUGCUUCAGCAAUGCGCAUUUCGCCGUGAACGAUAUAAAACGUAGAUAACGAAUAACGCCCACAAGAGCCUGUGACGCUUUGUUGCAUGCCUAGCACAGUGGUUCACGAGACGCAGGUCACGGCAAUUGUCGCAGAAAUGCAAGGUGGUGGCGAAAGCUCGGCGGUGGACGCGCGUUACCACAAGUGGUGCGUUGUUCCCGCCGGGGAACACAUUGCGGCAUUAAGCGUGCGCGACGCAGUUUCGUCGGGGAGUGGCGACUGUCCCAGGUACGACGCGCCCUGCGAGGUCGGCCACUACUCUCUGCUAGGCGAAGGGGAAGAGUUCGAGUACGUCGAUGGUGCAGCUGCAAAGAGGUACCUGCGCACUCCGAUCCCGUCGGAACCCAUGCUAAACCUGAACACCGGAUACGCGAAGGCAGUGCGGAUAAGCAGGAUAAGCGUGGCACCGAGAGAAAGUGUCUUGCGCUGGGUGAUUCUCAACAAAGACAAGGUGGUGAAGUGCUCAGCUAACGAGGAGGCGCCGUCGUCGGGGCCAGAAACGAAGAGUGUAUCGACGGAUUUUAUCUGCCACCGGAGGUGCUUGACAGUCCCCAUGUGCACGCCUUUCAACGAGGAAAAUUCCUGGCGGAUGACGGCGUGCCGACACCGAGGCAUUGUGUACAUCCAUGACCAUCCUACAAAGGAUGAAAUUGAUGAAUAUAUCAAGGAGAGGAGCAUCAAGAACCUGGACCGUAUGAUGUACUGGGGGGUCAAGUUCCACCGCAUCAUGACCACACCCGAGCCAGGGGUUGGCCCCGAGGAAGACGAGCUGGUCAGGGAAGGAGAUACGUACAACGCCGUCCUCCGCGGCCAGCUUGGGUCGCACUCGUUGCUGAUGGCCACAGAAGUGAAAGCUGUGGACCCCUCUGUUAAAUGCGAGUCGGAUUCCACGGCUGGCUACGUGGAGUUUAAGACGAACCGCAAGUGUUCCACUGCUUGGCAUCACUCCAAAUUCUGCAAGCACAAGCUGCUCAGCUGGUGGGCCCAGUCCCGCCUAGCAGGCGUCCCGAGGGCGCUGUGCGGUUUCCGCGAUGACGAAGGCUGGCUGGUGGACAUCAAGGAAUUCGACGUCAUGACGAUGCCAGACAAGGCCGAGGGACAGUGGUCGGAAGACGUGUGCAUGCGAUUCUGUGACCGGCUGCUUUCCUUUAUCAAAGAGCACGUUAAAGGAGAUGACGGGAGGACUGUCUACUUCUUCGAGUAUGUGCCGUCGUCCCGCGAGAUUACCUGCACACGCCUGACAGAUCCCGGGAAGCUGUAUGCUUUGCCAGAUUGGUUUCUGGAGGCGUUCGAAGGCUGCUGAAAUGUUCAAUCCCUCGCAGCGCAUAUGAUGCGUUUUCGACAGUAGCGGCGCCUAUACUAAACACUUAUACCUACUUGAAAAAGAACUUCAUUGUACCGCUACACUCCAUAACAGCUUCCUGUAGAUUUUGUAUGAAACGAUGACUGCUUCUGAUUUCUCAAAAAAGUAAACUAUUUUCUCCAUAAUUCGUUAUUUUUAACGAAGUGUUCUCUUUUUUUUCAAUGUUCCGAAGUUCAUAGCAAUAAAGUGGCAACUCGGUCGCGAGCGCCCUGAGAAGAGCCCAUGAGUCUAUUAACUACGGUAUAAUGUGUAGGCAUA
This is a messenger RNA of Dermacentor silvarum, 1695 nucleotides long. RefSeq names its product decapping and exoribonuclease protein-like. Gene Ontology annotation, cellular component: cytosol; nucleus. The record is from RefSeq and is a predicted model, not a curated record. Gene Ontology annotation, biological process: nuclear-transcribed mRNA catabolic process; NAD-cap decapping. The coding region runs from base 121 to 1377 and encodes 418 amino acids. Gene Ontology annotation, molecular function: mRNA 5'-diphosphatase activity. Lineage: Eukaryota; Metazoa; Arthropoda; Arachnida; Ixodida; Ixodidae. The transcript has 6 exons.